This is a messenger RNA of Salvelinus fontinalis (brook trout), 375 nucleotides long. Its product is annotated as prostate stem cell antigen-like. NCBI's taxonomy places the organism in Eukaryota, Metazoa, Chordata, Actinopteri, Salmoniformes, Salmonidae. The record is from RefSeq and is a predicted model, not a curated record. Bases 1 to 375 code for a protein of 124 amino acids. The transcript is spliced from 3 exons.
AUGAAGACCAUUCUUGUGUUACUAAUGCCCAUUUUGUUUGGGAACAUGGCAGUGGAGGCACUGCGGUGUUAUGCCUGUAAUGGCAUAAACAACAAUGCUCAGUGUAACCAGAACAUAGAAAACUGCUUUCUCUCAAAUGACACCUGCAUGACCUCCGUCGCCCAAAUCUUGGGGAUCCAGUACAUUACUAAGACCUGCACCACCCGCUUGGCAUGUACAGCAAUCACCUCCACCAACCUAGGAGCCUUAGUGGGGGGGCAGGUCAGCUGCUGUCAGACUGACCUCUGUAACAGCAACGGUUCAUCAGUCUCUGGACUCAACUUCCUGUUGCUCAGCUUGUCUUUUCUCAUAUCUGGCCUGGUUCUGUCUCUGUGA